AUGUUUGCAGAAACUGGCCUUCUCUUCCCUUACCUACAGAAUUACUCUCAAGAGUUUCAACAACUUGAAGAAUAUUGCAUGACUCACAAAUCCAAUGCUUCAAUGAGUGACCUUGUUCAAUCAUCUGCAAUGUCAGAAUUUGAUUUAUUUGUAGAGGGAGAUCUGUUCAAAGCGCCCGAGACGAUUAUGGAAGAACCGGAGAUGGACCUUGAUCCUAUGCACAUGUCAAUGAUAUCUUGUGGCGAAGAUAUGUCGUCGCAGGGUCUAAAAUCUUCGGAUAUUGAUAAUGUACUUCAAAAUGAACAGCUUUUAAGUGAGGUAUACUAUGAGUGCAAAAAAGAUCUCUUGGAAAAGGCAAAUAUAGAGUCGCCUCUGUCUGAAAUUCUUGAAAUCAAGAUUCCUGCUCUGAACAUCGAGGAGAAUACGGUUCAAGAAAACAAACCAAUUCCUGAUGUACUAUUGCCAAAGAGUGUUAGUUCAGGAAGUUUGAGUUCAAUGGAUUGGAUGCAUGGAGCUGCGAUGAAGCCUGCUUUCCUUGAUUUCCCUGGAAUUGAUUUCAACGCGGUUUAUGGCAUGCGGAGGGCAUUUAGUGAAGGAGAUAUAAAGACUCUUGGAAAUGGUAACGUGAGUGUUGGCCAAUCUACUCUUGAGAGGCCUUUUCUUCACAGCAACUGUACGAGUGAGCAACGUCAAGAAAAACUCUCUAGAUAUAGGAAUAAGAAAACCAGGAGAAACUUUGGGAGGAAGAUAAAGUAUGCUUGCAGGAAGGCGCUGGCUGACAGUCAACCAAGAAUCCGUGGAAGAUUCGCGAAAACGGAGGAAAUUGAUGUCAAAAGGCAAUGA
Messenger RNA from Vicia faba (fava bean), 843 nucleotides. The record is from the annotation of a GenBank genome assembly. Lineage: Eukaryota; Viridiplantae; Streptophyta; Magnoliopsida; Fabales; Fabaceae.